Molecule: messenger RNA, 4634 nt
Organism: Brassica napus (rape)
Lineage: Eukaryota; Viridiplantae; Streptophyta; Magnoliopsida; Brassicales; Brassicaceae
Product: peroxidase 1-like
Exons: 4
Coding region: 3117-4082 (321 amino acids)
Biological process (GO): response to oxidative stress; hydrogen peroxide catabolic process
Cellular component (GO): plasmodesma; plant-type cell wall
Molecular function (GO): heme binding; peroxidase activity
Source: RefSeq, a predicted model, not a curated record
UAGAGAGCGAGGGAGAGGAUAGGAGAUAAUGAUACAAAUUUUGUUUUUCGUCCAAAAAAAAAAGUGUUUCAAAAAAUAUAUAUAUUGUCGACAAAAUAUAUAUAUAUAUAUAUAUGUAUAUAUAUUAUUGUUUAUAUUAUAGUAUACUCGGAAUGACGGCUAAGGGCAUCUCCAACCCUACUCCAUGCAUUUUCAAUUCCAAACAUCAUUAUGGAGUAAAAUCUUCUCCAACCCCACUCCAUUUUGGAGUAACCCUAGCCAUUACUCUAUUUUGAAGUUGAACUAUUUUUAUUUAUAAAAUGGUCAUUUGAAUAUUUAAUGUUUUUAUUUCUUACUUAAAUAAUAUUUAAAAUGAUACAAUAACAUGAAAAUAGUAUAUUCUACAAAGGAUUCUUUAAUAAUUUUAAAUAAAUGCAUAAAAUAACAGAAAACAUAAAUAAUUAAAGAUAAAGUUCCACCUCCGAAUAUCAAAAUUGCAGAAGACGAAAAUGUCCGAUUUUGAAAUUUUCUUGCUCGAUUUAGGAAUAUCAAAGAUAAAGAAGCUCAUUUUUCAUUACGAAAUGCAUUAGUUGAUCAUUUGUGGAAAAAUAUCCUAAUACUCAUUGUUGAACCCACAUAUAUUAUGUAUUUUUUAAUGAUUUCUUGUACUUUUUAAUAAUAAAUAUUUAAUUCAAAUAAUUUAUAUUUUAAUUAUUUAUUGUAAACAUAAAAUAGUUGGGGUUAAUUGGUAAUUUUUAUAAGUAUAAGAUUUUAUUUGCAAUUAUUAAUAAAAUAAAAAUGAAAUCAUUUAAGAAAUAUUAUUUUUGGAGUAGAAAAUGGAGUAAUACAUUGGAGUAAAACCUUACUCCAUUUUAGUGUUGCACCAUUUUGGAGUAAAAAAUGGGGUAAUACAUUGGAGAUGCUCUAAAAGGCCAAUAGAGACCACGCUAUCAUUAUAUAAUUAAUAUUUAUAUAGUUCUUUUUUUGGGUCAAAAUAUACUUAUACAGUUCUAAAAGUUUAUUAAUUUUAUAAAAUAUCACAUAAUGAAACAACCAAAAUAAUCUUUGCUUAUAUAGCUACAAGCCAAUACAUCAUCUCCAUGAUAAAAUCCCUGUUCAAAAAUGCGGCUGUCUAGGCGUUUUUCUGAGGUUUACCACAGUGAAUAUGCCUAAAUCGGUGUAGUUAGGUGUUGAUCCGCGUAAAAUUGCCUAAUUUCCGCGUUGACCGCUUAAUUUUCGCUUAGACCGCCUAAAUUUUUUUUUCGUCCGUGUAAAGUUGAAACACAGUUGAUUAUUUUUUACUCAUUAUUGACAGAUUUUGUGUAAUUAUUCAUUACUAAAUAAUUACAAUUAGCUAUCAAAACAAAAACAAACACAUAAUUACUUCAUUUAGGAAUUUUUUCGUACCAAUCACACCAUAAUCUAGAUGUUUGACGAAUCAAAAAAAGGCUGCUUAAAAUUAUAUAUAAAAAAUUGUAUAAUUAUGUCUUAGAACAUGUGUCAUCAUGUUUAAAAUUAGCUAAAUAUAUUACAAAUAUAUUAAAUUGUAUUUAAAACUAAGCUCUGCGUAAUUCCCGAGUAUUCUCCGAUUUUUUCGGUAACUCUCUAGAUCCGAGGUUGCCGUCCAAUUAGCACCUAGCGUAGUUUCGAACAACGGAUAAAAUUAACCCAAAUCUAACAUAUAUAUUACGUUUUGUAAGUAAUUUAAUUAUUUUUUUAACAUAGAUAUUAAAUUUAGAUCACUUUAAACAAUAAUGUUUUCUUAAAUGAAAGUUCUAUAUAGAAAAAGUUAUUUAACUACGUACAAUCGAUUUUUUUUAACUCAGUUAAUAAAUUUAAGGACUUAUCUAGAUAUAUAUUUCAUAUGACAAUUAAAUAUUUAUUUUAAGACAUAAAUUAAAUUCGUUAUUCUUUAGAGUGCAGUUAUGCUAUUUAAAUACAAAUCGUCACUAUAUAAAUGAUAAACAUUUUAAAUUAAAUUCAUGCAUUCAUAUGUAAUUACACUCUUUUUCACGGGAAGAUAUAUAAAGAUAUUGCAUAUUUAAUUUAUUAGCUCUUACAUACCAAGGUUAAUAAAAUAAUUAAAAAAAUUGUCAUAUGUAAUUUUAUAAGUUUUUUAAAUAUGUACGUAUGUAGACAUAUAGAUGGAGCUGUAUGUAAAUGAUAGAGUGGCGAGUAGUUUUUUAGCAUUAAAUGUUAACACAGAGGCUGCAUGGCUUCGGCCAUUUACUGCUCUCAUGCCUCUCUUGCACUUAACCUCCUCUUCAUUUGUACUCUCCAUUAACAAAAACUAAUAAUUCAAUACCUAACAUUUGAGUUUUUUUCCUGCUACUUACCUAAAAGUUAAAAUUCAAAAGAACUGCUACAUGUACAUACCCAAAAACUGUUAUAAACGUCAUCGUAGAAAAAAGAUAUAUGGGGGCAUCGUGAAGAAAAUAAAAUAUCGUAUGUUCAUUGUGAACCUGAUUACAAUUUUGUUUUUUUUUUCUGCUUCCUAGAUGGGCCGUAAGACUGUGAUCAAUUUUAGGCCCGUAAACUAGAGCGGCAAGGCCUAAAGUCAAACACUACUGAGACCAACGAACAUUGCUGACGAAUAUGUUAUAUUAAUAACCUAAUUUUAGGUCGUUACUUGUCCCACAAGAACAGUAUAUUAAGCCAUAUGAUUUUCCAGUUACUAAAUAUAGCAACUUAGAUGAUUUCCUAAAAUAAUAUAAGAACGUGGAUUCCACAUACGAUAACAGUCUAUUAUAGUUUUAUUCAACUUUGAGAGCUAAGAACUUAAUAAAACAACUUCCCUAACUACAUGUUGUCCAAAGUCAAUAACUUUUCAUAGAGCAAAAAGAUGAUUUAAAGAUUUCUUAUUCGUUGCAUGAUUUUGAGUUUUUAUGCUUAGUGGAGGCCCUGCAAUGAUCUCCUCCUCUGUCUUUCAAACCUAAAUUAAGAAACAGAGAAAAACUGCAAAUGGGUUUAUGUAAAUCCCACUUUGACACUUCUCCAUGGACAUUUUCAAUGUCUCUGGGUGGUGUAUAAAAGGCCUGUGAGUCUCUCUUUCAUCUUCAUCUCCAAGCUAGUUCUGAUAUUUCUUGGGUAGUACUCAACAAAGAAAACGAGCUAAGAAAAGAGAGAGAGAGAGAGCAAUGGCGAUCAAGAACCUUCUUGUCCUCACAGUUUUUCUGAGCGUUCUUGGAGUUUCAGUUGCUAUUCCGAAGGGUCUUGAGCUUAACUACUACAAACACAGGUGUCCGGAUGCAGAAGCCAUUGUCCGUCGUGUCACGGUUCAAUAUGUUUCUCGCCAGACGAGUCUUGCAGCCGCUCUUCUAAGGGUGUAUUUUCAUGAUUGUUUUGUUAGAGGAUGUGAUGGUUCCGUACUUUUGAAAUCUCCAAACAAGGACGCAGAAAGAGACGCUAUCCCUAACUUAUCUCUUAGAGGAUAUGAAGUGGUAGAUGCUGCCAAGUCAGCCCUAGAAAAGAAGUGCCCCGGGGUGGUUUCUUGCGCUGAUGUUCUUGCUUUAGUCGCUAGAGACGCUGUCUUAGUGAUCAAUGGACCGUGGUGGCCAGUUCCAUUGGGCCGGAGGGAUGGACGCAUCUCAAGAAAAUCUGAGGUUAAUUUACCAUCCCCAUUCGCCGGAAUAGCUGCACUGAAAAAGAACUUCUUCGACAAGGGUCUUAACACUAAAGACCUUGUCGUUCUCUCAGGGGCUCACACCAUCGGAAUCUCUAACUGCGGUCUCAUAAACAGCCGUAUCUACAACUUCACCGGGAAAGGUGACUUUGACCCUUCUAUGAACCCUAGCUACGUUAGGACAUUGAAGAAAAGGUGCAAGCCAACUGAUUUCAGGACAUCAGUGGAGAUGGACCCAGGCAGUGUCAAGAAGUUUGACUCUCACUACUUCAACAUUGUAUCUCAGAAGAAGGGUUUGUUCACAUCUGACUCAACACUUCUCGAUGACCCUGAGACCAAAAGGUACAUUGACACACAGGUUGCUACCGCUGGAUCUUCAUUCAACAAAGAUUUCUCCGAGUCAAUGGUUAAAUUAGGUUUCGUUGAAAUUCUCACCGGGAACAAAGGAGAGAUCAGGAGGAAAUGUGCCUUCGUAAACUGAGUUUCAUCAAAGCUUUCUCUCUUUCUUUGGAUUGUGGUUUCAACGUUGUUCAAACUGUUCUUUCUUUUGGAUGUUUUUCCUUGCCUUCAAGUCUGUUUUCAGACAAGAGUAUUUCAGUGUCCUUUGUAUGAUGGAAUGUCAUGUUUCUUUAACUAUCAUCUCCUUUAUAAGAUGCAUAAAUCAUAAUCAUUCCGCUGCAGACACGACAAAUAAUCCUCCUCAGUUUUUUUAUAGAUCAUUGGAGCGCAUUUAAAAAAAAAUCAUUGCAGAAUUAGGUAGCCAUCUGUAAUAAAAAUAUGUUUCCUUUAAACAAGAAAAAAAAUGAUGCUGGUAUGAUGCCUAAAUAAAUUCAAUUCUCAGGAUUCAUCUCUACCGGCCCUUUUGCUCUUUGGAAAGACUAUUGACUUCUUAAAAUAUGCAAAUACUAUAUUAGUAAUAUGUAAGAAAAUAGAGAUAAUAAUAACAACUACUUUGUCAUGUGUGUUACACAAGUUCAUAUUCUGGCCUGAAUCAUCUUUUUUAUCUUUUUUUUUCUCUUCCAUCGUUUCUCAA